Meriones unguiculatus (Mongolian gerbil) is the source of this 587-nucleotide messenger RNA. Its product is annotated as serine peptidase inhibitor Kazal type 6. Gene Ontology annotation, molecular function: serine-type endopeptidase inhibitor activity; protein binding. Lineage: Eukaryota; Metazoa; Chordata; Mammalia; Rodentia; Muridae. The transcript has 5 exons. The record is from RefSeq and is a predicted model, not a curated record. The coding region runs from base 77 to 394 and encodes 105 amino acids.
GGGCUUCUGGGAAGUGUCUUGACAGAGAACCUAAGCUGAGCAAAGCAGCCUUGACCUGAGUGAGCUAACUGGCACCAUGAAAAUAGCAGGUGUCUUUCUGCUCCUCUCUCUCGCUCUUCUCUGCUUUUUCUCAGGUGCCUUCAGUCAAGGAGAACAGGACAAAAGAGGCUGGAUCACGAGAUCAGAAGGCCGAUUGCCAAAGAAAAGUGUGUUAAGGCGUCGUCUCUUUCAAAUCAACUGUGGCGAGUUCCGUGACCCCAAGGUCUUCUGCACUCGGGAAUCUGAUCCACUCUGUGGCUCUGAUGGCCAGACAUACGGGAAUAAAUGUGCCUUCUGCAAGGCCUUGGCGAAAAGUUCUGGAAAGAUCAACUUGAAACAUCAUGGAAAAUGCUGAAUUUUAGCCGGUGUUUUGUGCCAGCUUGCCUAGUUCCCUUUUUUUUUUUUUUUUUCUGCUUUUUGCUUUUCUCUGGCAAAUCCCAUAAAUUCAUGAAAAAAAUAAAACACAGCUUUUUCUGUGUGUGGGUGCUAUGUAAGUCAAUACAUUGAUUUCCUUUGACUUUUCAAUAAAGCAAAAUCUGCAGAAUUGA